Messenger RNA from Pseudozyma hubeiensis SY62, 1116 nucleotides. RefSeq lists its product as hypothetical. Lineage: Eukaryota; Fungi; Basidiomycota; Ustilaginomycetes; Ustilaginales; Ustilaginaceae. Gene Ontology annotation, cellular component: mitochondrial inner membrane. The transcript has a single exon. Gene Ontology annotation, molecular function: S-adenosyl-L-methionine transmembrane transporter activity. The record is from RefSeq and is a predicted model, not a curated record. Bases 1 to 1116 code for a protein of 371 amino acids.
AUGAACAGGACGGGAGGAGCAUCCGCUGGUUUGGCGAACGAGCGCCCGACACGGACGCAGGCGAGGACACCACAUUGCUCCAUCCCUUCUGUGCUCGAAGGCAGCGAAGCCAACUUGACCGAUGUGAGCGCAGCGGAGACCGGCCCACCUUUCGCCUCGGCGCUCGCAGCUGGUGCUCUGUCUGGUCUCACCGUCGACCUGCUCUUCUUCCCAAUAGAUACCAUCAAGACGCGUCUGCAAUCUGCACAGGGAUUUUGGGCAGCAGGCGGAUUCUCCGGCGUCUACCGUGGACUCGCCUCAACAGCCGUCGGCUCGGCUCCUGGCGCCGCCGUCUUCUUUACCACGUAUGAGUCGAUGAAGCCUGCACUCGUGCGGUGGGCGCCAGGUGUUUUUGGUGGCGAAGGCACCUUGGGUCCUGCUGGAGUGCACAUGGCUGCUGCCUCGAUCGCCGAAAUUGCCGCCUGCCUCAUCCGCGUGCCAACCGAGGUGAUCAAGUCUCGUCAGCAGACCAUGGCAUACGGUAGGGGUACCACAACUUUUCAGGCAUUCACAAAGGUCUUUCAAGAGGCAGGUCUACGCGGCUAUUAUCGAGGAUUUGGCAGUACGGUCGGCCGUGAGAUUCCAUUCACUUGCAUCCAGUUCCCCCUGUACGAGAAACUCAAGCUCGAAAUGGCUCGAUCCAGGCUUCGGUCCCAGGGCGUUCCGAUCGACACGAUAGCCAACGACGGUAUUCUGACGUCUGUAUCGGAUCUCGAGCUGGUCCGCAACCUGCCGACUUGGCAAGCUGGUCUUGCGGGAAGCAUUGCAGGCGCAAUCGCCGCCGGCCUUACUACACCGCUGGACGUGGUGAAGACCCGCAUCAUGCUGCACACCAAGCAGGCAGCUGCCACAGGUACGAAAUCAGCAUCCGGCUCCUCGGCUGCUGCUGCUGCUACGAUGUUCGAGACGCUCCCGCGCGGUGUCAACACAAACAUAAUCCCGACAUUGUUGCAUAUUGGGCGUACAGAGGGUAUAAAGACGCUCUUCAGCGGCUUCCUCCCGCGCACAAUGUGGAUCGGAUUGGGCGGUGCCGUCUUCCUAGGCACCUUUGACGCCGGUAUUAAGACGCUUUCUUGA